Parnassius apollo (apollo) is the source of this 402-nucleotide messenger RNA. The record is from the annotation of a GenBank genome assembly. Lineage: Eukaryota; Metazoa; Arthropoda; Insecta; Lepidoptera; Papilionidae.
AUGGAAGUAGAACAAAAUGAAGCAUCGGAUGUCGAACUUAAUUCCCUAUCUGAGUCUAGACCUUCUGAAAGCCUUGUUGAACCGUUGCAAAUUAUUGAAGAGGACCCAGUUACUGACUCUAAUAUCUCCCUUAAAAAUAUAAAUGAUGAAAUUAGAGUUCUUCGUAAAGAUAUAUGUAGCACUUGUGAAAAAUUUCAAGUAGAUAUUCAAUCUGCUGAAAUUAUGAAAGAGAAGGAUAAAGUUGCAAGUUUAAAAUCGGAACGUGAAUUGCACUUGCGCAAAGCCAAAGUAUUCUUGAAAAAGUGUAGUUCAGUAAAGGAAGACAAAAAUGUGAAUAAAAACAAAUUAUCUAUUUGCUUCGAUUUUCAAAAGAAUAUCUGCCAUUGCCGAUCACUAAUGUAA